Molecule: messenger RNA, 1320 nt
Organism: Sphaeroforma arctica JP610
Lineage: Eukaryota; Ichthyosporea; Ichthyophonida
Exons: 2
Coding region: 1-1320 (439 amino acids)
Source: RefSeq, a predicted model, not a curated record
AUGUCACGCUUCGGGGCCCUACUGGAAGAACUGGAUGUCAACGUGCGGAUGCAGUUCCACGACACGACGGUCGAGUACACGGAGGAGGUUGCUCUGUACCUGGAUCUGGUCGAUGUCCUAACGUCGGCCACAUUGACCCAGAUCAUGGCAAUAUGUAUCGGACUCAUGCGCACAUUGGCGCAAACGCAACAGAGCGCCGCGCUGCGGGCGUGCGUGGUGCGGCUCGUAACGGCGGCGGCGGCGGCAAGCGACAUGUACACGACAAUGGAACCGAGGCUGGCCAUCAAGCUGUUGGAACUGAUGGACAGGGACGAGCUGGUCGACACGCACGUGAGUCUGACGAUGGCGUGCAAGCUCACCCAGCUGGUCGAUCCACACACCCACAAGGACUUUGUGCGGCGCAUAAAUUUGUACCGGCGGUGUGUGGACUUUGUGGCGCUGGACGGCACCGGGACGGCGUGUGUGGUCAAGGAGCUGCUUAACACAUUCAUGGUGGCCGAGUGUACGACGGUCUCGAGCCCGUUUUGGCGGAUUGUGACACAGCCCGUGUUUGAGAUCAUGUACCGGCAGGUGGAACACAGCGAACCGCACCUGCGGAGCCUGGUGACACUGACGGCGCGGUACGUCAACUCACCGUUCUUUGCAAGUACGGUGGGUGCACGGGGGGACUCAUCAACAUUGAACCUGGACCCCGCGCAACUGUUGCGGUUCUGCUGUGAGAACUUCAAGACGUCGCAGCAACCGGUGUCGCUUGUGGAGCUUGUGGUCGUGUGUGUGCAGCACCAGUACUAUGUACCCAGCACGUACUGCGCGCCCGCGCUGCGUGUGUUUCUGCAGCUGGACCGCGAGGCGGGCACGCGCACACUGGCCUGGAAGGUGGCGGCCAUCUACGCGCAGUGCAUGCUGUUUGUGGGGUGCCCGGACUCGGCGCCCGCGGACGUCGUGGACCUGGCGUGUGUGGCGUCGAGCAUCCGCUACUACUGCCAGAACGACCUGUACAUUAUGGCGUACCACCAGGUUGAGGUGAUUCUGGUACUGUUCCGGCUGCACGCGCUGCCGUACGCGCACGUCGCGCAGCUUAUUAAUGUAGAGACGUUCCAGUACAUUGCCGCGGCUGCAGUGGGCAUGCUGGCUUCCAAGCUGACCCCGGCCAGUGUACGGGCAACCCUGGUCAACACGCUGGACCUGUACCUGUACUUUGCGGGCCGGUUUGAGCUGCCGAUGAUUGGUGCCAUCUACGCGGAAACAAUAGUCGGGGCCGACGCGGACACCAUUCGCCGGCUCCUCGCCCAAAACAUACUACUCUCAGAGGUAUGUUAA